CGGGGCGGAGCUUGGAUUGGCUGGGCGGAGGUCAUGUGGUGUGGAGGCUGCCUCUGGCGGCGGCCGUGGUGGUGGUGGUGGGAGACAAAUAAACAUGGAGGCCAUCUUCCACGAGAGGGUAAGCGGAGCGAGAGUGGCGGCGCCGGGGGGGCCUGUGGGGGAAGCGGGAGAGGCUUUCCUGAGGGAGCGGCCUGCCUGCGAAGAGAGGGGAGGCUCGAGGGGGAAGCCGCGUGGCUUCGGCUCUUGCCGUCCGCCUGGCCGCUCCAGGGGCUGCAUUGGAAGCCGCCUGGGGAAGCCUCUCCCCCUGGACACAAGUUUAUGGACCUUCGGUUGUGUGAGGGGCGAAGGGGGCCCUCGUUUUGGGACGCUUCAGUGGCACUUGGUGGGGGGGGCAGGUUAAGCAGUUGUUUAGUCGCGUCCGACUCUUCCUGACCCCGUGGACCAGAGCACGCCAGGCACUCCUGUCUUCCACUGCCUCCCGGAGUUUUGUCAAAUUGAUGUUGGUAGUUUCAAGAACACUGUCCAGCCAUCUCGUCCUCUGUCGUCCCCUUCUCCUUGUGCCCCCAAUCUUUCCCAACAUCAGGGUAUUUUCCAGGGAGUCUUCUCUUCUCAUGAGGUGGCCAAAGUAUUGGAGCCUCAGCUUCACGAUCUGUCCUUCCAGUGAGCACUCAGGGCUGAUUUCCUUAAGAAUGGAUAGGUUUGAUCUUCUUGCAGUCCAACAAAAGUAGUGCCCGUCGAAAUGAAUGGAAGUUGCACAGCAACAAGGCUCAUGGGACUCUCAAGAGUCUCCUCCAGCACCAUAAUUCAAAAGCAUCAAUUCUUCGGCUAUCAGCCUUCUUUAUGGUCCAGCUCUCACUUCCAUACAUCACUACUGGGAAAACCAUAGCUUUAACUAUACGGACCUUUGUUGGCAAGGUGAUGUCUCUGCUUUUUAAGAUGCUGUCUAGGUUUGCCAUCGCUUUUCUCCCAAGGAGUUCCCUAAUCCGCAGACCCUCCAAGGGUCCCUGUUUCCCAGGGACACCCAGUCCCGGAUUUACAGAAGCCGUUGCGGUUUCUGAUUUGAUCCCUGAAUGUCCUGCUUUUCCUUAGGGCAUCCCUAUUUUCAUCAGAGAAAUGUUGGAGGGUAUGGCGGAAUGUCCCUAUUUUCUUUGGAGAAAUUUUGGAGUUAUGGAGUUAUACGACCCUCCGAGCCAUCUGAAGGCAAUCUUGUAUAGGGAAGUGGGGUUGUUUUUUUUAAAAAAAGUUUAAUUAUGUUUUUCUAUAUGUUGGAAGCUGCCCAGAGUGGCUGGGGCAACCCAGUCAGAUGUGUGGGGUAUAAAUAGUGAAACUGUCAUCAUGGAAUGGGACGUCUCUAUUUUCAUCGGGAAAAUGUUGGAGGGUAUGAAUCCAUCCUAAUUGCUUUUAUGAUCUCUGCUCUUAGUAAUAGUAAUAAUAAUAAUUUUAUUUAUACCCCACCCAUCUGGCUGGGUUGCCUCAGCCACUCUAUAUUUCUAUACUAUCGUUGUGUCCUAUCGCUUGAAAGGUGGGGAUGUUUAGAGAGAGAGAGAGAGAGAUUUUCGAGAUCACCCUUGUAUUUGUUAGAGGAAGGGUGAUCUCGAAAGUCUGAAAAAAAUAACGAAGUAAACUCUUGUCCUCCUCCUUUUUCUACUGACAGGAUACUAAUGAUCAUUGGAAAUGGCUAAUCCCCCAUUAAAAGAUGUUCAUAUAAGUGUAAGCUGGGUGGCACAGAGGAGUGUUUUUCUUUUUAUUCCUUCCUGGUGGGGCAAGUGCGGGGCAACUAACCCUGCUGCUAGUGGCAAGGAGUACAAAAUAGGGAAGUGGUGGUUCAGCUUGAAGGACAAGGGUGAGUCACAAUCCUAGUUUGAAGGGCACUGCUUAGUUCAAAACAUUGUCCGCUCCACUGACAUCUGUAUAAUGUAUCUUUGCUGUGCCUUAGCUACUUUACUUGUACAGUAUUAAAUAAUUUUUUUCUGUCCUAAACAUAUGACCAGCUUGCUAUUUUGAAAACAUGUGAUUUUAAAAAUAAUUUGAUAAUAGUGUUGCACAUGACUUUCUUUGCUUUUGGCACAACUUUUUUCAUCUUUCAUUUUUUCAUGUUAUCUACUAGUGAUAAGGCAAACAUGCUUGCCUCCAAGAUGCAGUCACCUUAUCAACUUAUAAGCAAGUGUGAUAUAUCCUGGUCACUCCUGCAUUUCACUUCUGGUACAACAUAACUUGAUUAGCUUGAUGAGUAUAUUGUAUUGCUUGUGUUAAUUGUCUGGAAAUAAUUUACCACAUUCAUAUCCUGUCCUUGCUCCAAGGAGCUCAUUGUACCAUUCAUGGGCUAACUAAUUUGAUCUCUUACAACAACCUUGCAAGGCAGUUCAGACUGAAAUGUUGUAACUUUUUUCAGGACUGAGGCAAAUUUAAAAGAAAUAUAUUUUUCUAGUCAGACACUCUGUGUGACACCCCAUUCAGUGGAAACUGGACUAGAUUCAUCUUGAUAUUCCUUCCAGGUCUUAAACUUUAUUAAUAUUCUUAUAAAUUAACUCCCCCUCCAGGGUUUUGGGUACAGUUUAAUAGAUUAUAGCAAACAUAUGUGGAAAACACUUCUGUACACAAUGAGGUUACUCAGUAUCCCCUUCUACAGCUGUUGUCUCUUAUGCCUUACAAAAAGCAGCUCCAGAGCAUUGGUCCAGCUUGACAGCGUGAGAAGCAAACUUGAGCUCCACUUUAAUGAUAAACAGUUCUUCAAAAAAGAUUCCUCUUCCAUGAAAAGAAAAAACUUUCUAUGAAAUGUUUUCAGAAAUUUAAAUGCAGAGCUCAUGUUCUAUUUUCUGAAGUAAGAAGACAUAGGGAUAUAGAAGCCUUUUAGCUAAAUCAGUUGUGAUUGCAUAAAGGCACAAAUAUAAUUAUAUGUCUCAAAGAUACAUCAUCCUACACACAUUCUUUCUGACAAAACAUUGUGCACACCCUAUUUCCUCAACUUCUAAGCUGGAAUGUGAUAUUGUCAUUGUUGUUUUGCAAAGCAGCCCUAUAUACAGGCUGAAUGAAAAUGUUCUGUCAUCAACACUUUUCUUGAAGUUGGGAAGUGUUUGCUACUUCAUUCUGAACUCAAUAGUAUAAUUGAACAAUUGAUGCCCAAAAGAUUCAGUCAAGUCACCACUGGCUUCCUAUUUGUCCCUUAGUAUAUUCCUGAGCCAAGUACUGUUCUCCCAUCCCCAGAAUUAUGCCUUUUAUCCACUUUCUCCCAUGCAGGCGAAGAAAUGGGGAAAGAGGCUCUUUAAUACCUUCUUCAACUGUGAACCACAAGAAGUUCUCUGUCCUCAUUAUAUAAAUCCCUCUGUUUGCCUGUGUAGUAGUUUGUGCAUGGUGGCGAGCUGCUUGGAACUCUUAGAGAGCCUCUGUUUAUGGUCACACUUGCAGUGCAAUCCGAUACAUGUUUAUCCUGAAGUAAGCCCAACCAUGGUUAGUCUUGCUUGUUCUCAGGUAGAUGUGCAUAUGAUUGCAGUCUUAGUACGGGAGGUGAUGAUGAUGAUUACAGUGGUACCUCGGUUUACGAACUUAACCCAUUCCGGAAGUCUGUUCUUAAACCAAAGCCAUUCUUAAACCGAGGCGCUCUUUCCCUAAUGAGGCCUCCCACCACCAGUACCCUUCCACGGUUCGGCUUCCGUUCGUAGACCGAGGUAAAGUUGGCUAACAAGAACACUAUUUCCAGCUUUGCGGAGUUCAUAUACCUAAUAGUUCGUAAACAGGGCUGUUCUUAAACCGAGGUGAAAAGGUAAAGGACUGCUGACAGUUAAGUCCAGUUGCAAACGACUCUGGGGUUGCGGCGCUCAUCUCGCUUUACUGUCCGAGGGAGCCGAUGUUUUUCCAGGUCAUGUGGCCAGCAUGACUAAGCUAAUUCUUGCGAAACCAGAGAAGCGCACAGAAACGCUGUUUACUUUCCCGCCGGAGCGGUACCUAUUUAUCUACUUGCACUUUGAUGUGCUUUUGAACUGCUAGGUUCAAAACUGCUAGGUUGGCAGGAGCAGGGACUGAGCAACGGGAGCUCACCCCGUUAUGGGGUUUUGAACCGCCGACCUGAUUGGCAAGCCCUAGGCUCAGUGGUUUAGACCACAGCACCACCCGCAUCCCUUAAACCGAGGCACCACUGUAUUUCUUUUUUUCAGUUUUCUGUUGUGAGCAACAAAAGUGAUUGAAGCAUGGCAAUCCCUGGAAUAUUUGAGUGAUUGUGUUAAAGCUUCUGUUGCUUUUCCUGCUGAGGAGGAUUGGGUUAGAAAGCAAGCAACUAAUUUAACUAUAGCCCACUAUUUAGUCAAAGUAGCUUGCAACAGUUGCAAGCCAUUAAAAAGAUGUGGCAAAAGAUGGUGGAAGGAUACUUGAGUAUAGUCAUACCUCAGGUUACAGACGCUUCAGGUUGUGUUUUUUUGGGUUAUGGACCGCCGAAACCUGGAAGUACUGGAACGGGUUUCUUCCGGGUUUUGGCGGUCACGCAUGCGCAGAAGCGCCAAAUUGCAACCCGCGCAUGCGCAGAUGCACCACUGCGGGUUACAAACGUGCAUCCCGCACGGAUCAUGUUCGCAACCCAAACGUCCACUGUAUAGCAGUCCCUUCUGGCACCUGAUGGUCCACAUGGCAGGUUUUUCCCUACAGAGGCAGGGACAAGAAGGAGCUGCAAAUGGAUUUGGGCUGGCUGAAAGUAUUGCUUGUGUGGAUAGAGGUAAUGUUGCUGACCCUUCAAUCUUUGAUUGUAAAUAUGACUCAAAAGAUUGCUGACCCAAAGACUUAAAUAUUUUUGUAUCCUGUGACCAUUGGCAUAUUUGGCAUUGGGAAGUUCAAUCAAGUAUGACAACCACAUUGAAGAAGAGAGAAAAUUCCAAUGCCAUAUAUUUAUGAAUAGAUGUGUGCCUGACAAUGUUAACUGCUAUUCACGUGCCUGCUGACAUUAGGCAGUAGUCCUUGAUGGAGUUGUACCUCAGUCUGCCUAAUAGGAGACCAAAUUAUUAAAAAUACUUUUUUCAAUAGCAGUGGUAAACUUUAUUAUAUAAUACAGUUGAUGUGCAUAUUUUGACACAGAAUCCAAUAUGUGCAACACUGUUAUGCAUGGCCUAGUUUGCUAGCAGCUGCACAGUAAAUAUGUGGGAUUGAUUGGCCAAGAGAAGAAAGGCCUAAAGAGGCAAUUCAGAAAAGCUCAAGUGAUUGGGACUGGGCUUCUGCUGUUGCACAAUUUUUGUGACAUGUACCUUUGCAUGGACUUUGCUGGAUAAUGCUUCUAUAAUAAAAAUGGAAGUGACUUAAAAGCUCUUGAAGAAACAGUCUGUUCAGCUUCGUGUCUUUAGACCUGUCCAUUUCACUGUCAAGAGAGGGAGAGCAUUUCUCAAAGUGACAAAACACAGAAGUCUUUUAAAAACACAACAUUCCAGCUAAAGCAGUUGAUGCUGAUUAUUAAUGGAGAAUUCUUAAUUCCUUAGGUGUAACUUGAGUUAAUACCUCUUGGUACCUUCCAACGUAAAGCAUAGUUAGUUUAAGAUAACCCAAAUUAGAUCUUUCAUGAGGUCUGUACUGUACAGGGGGGAAGGCAUUCAGGCCCAAACCUCAUUUGAAUACAUGUGUUUACUGUCCUCAGGGCAAUUUAAAGGGUCAGUGUGCUUAUUGGCAGACCAUAUUCACUGAUCUUUCUUCAAUAAAAAAAAAACAGUCUCUAAUCCUGGAACCAACAUUAGCUCUCCUGGCCAUUGGAAGGAGUUAGCAAAGCUAGCAGCUAGACUCAAAAUCACCAAACAUUGGAAGUCUGCAUCAGGUCGGGUCCCUCAAGAAAUGAAUGGUUUAAGAGGAUGUGAGGCAUGGCCUUGUGUGAGCAUUAACCCGUCGCAGGUGUUCUAAAAGGGGUCACAAAGCAAUACCAUUUUGAUGUUGUAUAGUCUCUGUUCAUACACUAUAUAAAUAAAAAUAGCACGUUCAUAGACCCUUCCGCCCAUGACAUAUGCCUCUGUGUGGUGAGAUUACCUUAUUGAUAUGUGACUCUUACUUUCCAAAUGCCCUUUCUUAGAAUCUAUCUUAUUAUGAUGUCUGCAAAAGUGUACGGAGCCUUCUGUUACUUUUAUUCCCACUGCAAUAGCAUACUCCACACAACCAUAGUUCUUUGUGUCUUUAUUAUUUAUCUUGUUUGAAUGUUGUUUUUGAAAGCUCAGUAAAGACGUCCUUUAAAAAACCCCAGCAUUUGAACAAUGAAACCAUGGCAAGACAUUGUAAUGUUCAUUGUGGCGUACUUUUCUUUUCUUACAUUUUCAUUCGUUAGCAAGAAGGCUCCCUGUGUGCCCAGCAUUGCUUGAAUAACUUACUACAAGGGGAAUAUUUCAGUCCUGUAGAACUGUCUUCUAUUGCACAGCAACUGGAUGAAGAAGAGCGAAUAAGGAUGGCAGAAGGAGGACUUUCUAGUGAAGAGUAUCAAACAUUUUUACAGGUAACAGCCUUUAAAACUUUUCAGAUGACCUGGCAUUAUUUCACCAGCUUGUUCUAUGCAAAUUUAAUAUGCUUAAAAUGGGAUUGGUCUACCAAAUAUAUUUCCUGGGUACCUAUUUUAUUUGCCUGGGGUGGUUUGUGGUUUACUAAAAAUAUAUUUAAGCAUGAAUAAAUUGUGAAGAAUGGGCAUAACUCAUUCUCAGCUUCUGUCCCCCCCCCCCCCCAAGCCUUUCUAGUAAUAUGGAUUAAUCACCUUCCCCUUUUCCAUUUGUUUUUGAACAGCAGCCUUCUGGAAACAUGGAUGACAGUGGCUUCUUCUCUAUUCAAGUAAGCAUUCUCCUUGUAGUCUCCCUUCUUAAAAAAAGUAAAAUGUUUACAUUUUUAAAAUGCAGUGUGUUUUACUGAGAGUUCAAUCUAUGUUCACAUUUUUGAGCCUGUUUAGGAGACAGUUCAGAUCCCUGUGGCUGCAACCCUACAGAUAAUUUUGAUCUUUAUAUGCCACUAAUUUUUCAGUAACAUUUAGGCAGCCUUAUAGUUAUUAUAGACGUUUCCUUUAAAUCAGAAGUCUUCUACAUACUUGGGGUUUGUGGUUUACAUGUAUCUUCCAAAGUGGCAAAAGCAUUAAAGUGGUGAAUGAUUCUUUUAUUACACAAUUGAAAUAUGCAGUUAUACAAUUUCAUUUUGUUUGGUCACGUGAGAUAAUUCCCUUCAAUUUGUGCUCUCGGGAAAUAGAUCAGCCCAUGGGUCCUCUAAGGCUUAUAUUUAAUGGAAAUAUUUCUCGUUUUUCUGAAUGGUGCAGCAAGAAAGUGAUAAUUGCAGCUCCAUGUUGUGCUAGGCCUUCUGUAACAAUUUUAGUGUUUACACUGAUGUUUCCUGAAUCAGGCAUGCAAAAUGUGAAAGGUGUGUUGAUACACACACACGUUGAAGAAACACUUCUCUUGUUUGCAUUGUAAGCUGUUUCAUGGGUAUCUCAGACUAAAAGAUGGACUAUAUAUUUAGUAACUAACUAGUGCCAAGAAAAUAUUGAGUGAAUAACUAGGGCCAGGAGCUUCAGAUCCGUGUACAUGACUGUGUGAGAGCUCCACACUUCACAUGUAUGCUACAGAAAACACCAGUGUUAAAAAGAAGAAGAAAGAAAUCCUUGAAACUGGCAGACUUACAAAUGCAACUUGCCACUUGCCACUUACAAUUCCACUUUGCUUUAAAUGGUAUUCUAUUUCUUGUACAGGGUGUCUGAGGUGAAUUGUCUCUGUGAUUUCCCAACUGCCUUUUUCCUAAACAGCUUUAAAAAGUGUGUGCCAAAAACUGUAUUUUGAACUGAAAAUGUAAAAUCAGAUGUAUUUGACAUUCUUCAAAAACGUGCAGAAAGUAUUUUGGGAAGGUCUCAAUAGUAAUUCUGGAUAGUAUACCUCUUGUGCAAAUAUCCUGACCUGCUUAGAACAUGGGUGGUUUUUGUUUUGUAUCUUAGAGCAUGCUAGGACAAAGUGAAAUCUUUUGUAGUUAUGGAGCUUGCUGAAUUAGGCAAAUUGCCUCUCAAUAGCUUGCCAACAUCCAGUUCAGGCAUUCGGCAUAAAUGAAGUGCAAAACAAAACAAAGUGACAAUUGUAUAGCUGUUUAUAACACCAGUUCAGGAGUGUUAUGCCUUUUGAGAAUUUCCUCGUCAAAUUGUGUAUUCGUUAUUCACCCUUAAAUGUGUUAUAUAUGUGGUCUGCUGAAUGUAGAUUCAUGAAGGUUGACUUUUGAAUUUUCUCACCCCAGUGGUUUCCUUUUAAUAAAUCUUACAUUUUUUCCAGUCCCAGCUUUGUGAAAACAAUAUAUUUGUUUUUAUAGUGGCUAAAAUGGUUGCAUUGCUUAGAUUUUAUAACUGACUGGUUUGUCUCAUGAAAAGUGCUGUUUUUUGACAGGUUAUAAGCAAUGCCUUGAAAGUUUGGGGUUUAGAACUAAUCCUCUUCAACAGCCCAGAGUAUCAGAGGCUCGGGAUCGACCCUAUGUAAGAAUUUCUUUUUAGCUCCCUGCUUCCAUUAUACAAAAAAAAAAAAAUGCAAGAAAAAGAAACCCUAUCAUUUUCCUCAGAGUUCCUUUUGAAAAUUAGUAUAUCAAGUUCUGGUUUUAUCCCCUCAGCAUUUUCUUUUUCAUAUUAUUGAGGCCUUACAUGUCCAUUUGUCCUCUGAGCCUUCAUGACAUCUCAGUAUCUGUGGCAUCACAGAAUGCUGACUUUGAAUGGUACGUGGCAUCAUAUCUGCUUUAUGACAUCAUGGUGUGUGUCUAUUAAUAUAUAUGCUUUAUAUAUACAAAAAUAUCAUCAAAAGAGUGCUAUCUCAAUUCUCUGAACCAUCAAAAUAUUUAAAUGAUCAAAUAUCUGAUUGAAAUUGUAGCUGAAUUUAAUAAAAUGCUUAAAAUGAUAGCAAAAUGACACCAAUGAUAGCAAAAAAAACCCAACCCCUUUAAAAUACGAGCUCUAUUAAUUCUUUGCAUACAUUGUGUUUUUCUUCUUUUAGAAAUGAAAGAUCUUUUAUUUGUAACUAUAAGGAACACUGGUUUACAGUUCGAAAAUUAGGAAAACAGGUGACAUUCUAUUUUUUUCUUGUUUAAAAAUUAGCGUCAAGCUUGGGUGUCAGAAGAAUGUUGCUUUUAGGGCCAAGUAUUAUAAUUGCGUAUUUGACAGCCUAAGACUGUAGUUGAAUAACAUUCACAGCUGUUUACUUGCAUCACAGAACAACCAUGUAGUUUGGCAUAAAUGUGCAUAAUAUGAAGGGCAGCAUCCCAGCAAUGUUCCAGCCUUUGGGCCACAGUUCUUUAAGUCUCCUUUCAAAUCAAUUGCAUGACGGCAUCUUCCAAUACUGGGAGGAGUGGGGAGAUGAUUGUAUUGUUGAUUUCUUUAAGAAAGCAUGCAAAGAACUAAAUGAAAUGAGAUAGAGUUUUAAAAUAAAUAAAUUAAGCGACCUACAUUUUUUUUAAAACAAACACCUUAUCCUGUGAGGAGAUGGGGCUAGUAUUUGCCACUUAAAAAUAAGAGAGAAUAAAAAUAAGAUAAUCUGGCAUGUUGAAGAGCUGUUGCUCAUGCUCCACAUCACGAGUUAUAUAAAAUAAGAUGCUCCAAAUAGUUGUGGCAGCUACAUUCCACGAGGCAGUUACAGUCAUAAUGUGUUCUCUGUGGUGAGAACAUCAAUUUUUUUUAGGGGGGGUUACAAAUUUUUAUACCUUGAGUGUUCAUGAACACAGGUCCUUCUCAGCAGAAGCAUGAGAUAUUUGGACUGCCUUCAAUAAAUGAACAAAGCCUGCACGUUUAGUUGGGCAUUUAUGUAAAACUGUAUCCUGCUUUUCAUAAAAUGGUUUCCCAUCAGUUAAAAAUUUGAUGGCAGGUGCUGUACACCAACAAACGCCCUGUCUUCAGUCUGUCAGACAAAAAAGGCAAGAUGAACAAAUGAGGGGAGCAAUCAGUUCAAAAGUGCCAGAACACAGUGUUGGGGUUGCUAAAAAUGAACUACAACACAUUUAGUCACCUGUUGACAUCUCCUACUCUAGUUGGUAGGUGCCUGUUGUGCUGCUCAUUUCUUCUGAGGUCUAGGUGAACAGCCAAAUCAUGCUACAUAGAAUCAGAAUUGCAGAGUUGGAAGACACGCCAAAGUGUCAUCUAGUUGUAACCCCUGCAGUGCAGGAAUCUCAGCUAAAGCAUUCUUGACAGAUCGCAUGAGCGCUUUGGCUGACGUAAUCAAAACUCGAAAAUGUAUGGUGAACUGUGCCCAAGCUAGGAGAUGGAGCAUUUCAAAGAAUGAGGCAUGACAGUUUCCGGAACAUUAAGAGUAUUGGAGAUGUAAAAAUGCACCCUGUAUCAGUUCAGUCAAAGGAUGUUCUAGGUUGAACGUUUAGUUGUGGCAAUGAAAUUUAAUGUUAAAUUAAUUGCUAAUAGGUUAUACCUUGGAAAUACACAAAUUCCACAGCUUUCGUAGAUGCUAUUUUGUGACUGGUGUCCAGUUUUCUCUGCCUUUUUAUAGGCUGUUAAGAAAUUAUGUAUAUAACACACAAGGCAAUAUUAGCCCCUAUAAAUAACAACACUUCAAACCUUCUUUUCUCACACUGCUCUAAGCCAAAAUAUUUGAAUAAGAUAUGCAGAGAGGACUAUUACCAGGAAAACAUCUUGAUAUGGUGCUUUAGAAGUAAAGCAAAGUCGUGGUUUGAUGUUAAGAGAAGAAGCAGGACCAAGCCUCAGGCUCUCAUGCUUCGUCUUUGCUUGCAUAUCAGGUUUAGCAAUAUUUGAUUCGGAUUUCUGACUGACCAAAGAUUUGCUAAUGGUUUGAUGGGUUCAAACAAAAUGGCACGCCGUGAUUGACAGGUUCUGAUCUCUGUGCUUCUACCUGCUCAUUCUUCCAAUUCAAAACCAGUUUUUGGCACUAAGGCUGAAUGCCCCCAAAAUCUAUUCAGUAAAGCUGACACCUCUGUGAUAUUAAAGCAUUGCAGCUGAUUUCUCUGUGGGUUGUCUAUUCAGUACAUUAGUCCCCUAACCUACAGAUUGAUCAGUGUUCCUAGACAGAAGCAACCAGAGUUGUUGUAUGGUACAGUGGUACCUCUGAUUACAAACUUAAUUUGUUUUGGAGGUCUGCUCUUAACCUGAAACCGUUCUUAACCCGAGGUACUACUUCCAGGUUAGCGGAGUCUAUAACCUGAAUUGUUUGUAACCCAAGGUGCUUGUAACCCGAGUUACCACUGUAAUUCUGAUGCAGUGGUUGCUAAUUGUUAACGUAGUUUCUCUCUGGCCUUAGAAACUUCUGCACCAGAAACAGCAUUGUGCACAGUUCUCUCCCAUGCAUGGCUGGCACUUCCUUUGAGCCCAGCCUAGAUCUGCCCCCCGACUAAAUGCUCCCACUAAAUGCUCUCACUGCAGGUCACCCAUAAACUUUGGAGGCGACUGGAGCUUUGACCAAUUCAGAAGUUAUUUGCAAGCAUCAGUUUAGCUUUAUUCAGAUAAUUAAUUUUCAGCUUCUUUAUUAGGCUAUAGUGGCAGCCCUACUGAAAUUUCAGAUGAAGCAGGCAAUAAGCAGUACUCAGUUCAUUCACUCAUGCUUGAAAGUUAUGUGUACUCAUAGCAAUUACAUAUAGAGCAGGUAGGCGUUUGCCAUGUACAAAAAUAAAUGAACUAAAUCACAUGUUAACUACUUUUAUUUGAAAUCUUUUUUCUAAAAUUACAGUGGUUCAACUUGAAUUCUCUCUUGACGGGUCCAGAACUAAUAUCUGAUACUUAUCUUGCACUUUUCCUGGCCCAGUUACAACAGGAAGGUAAUGCUAACUUUGAAAUAUUGAGCCCUGUUAUUUGAAAGCAAGAGUAAAAUUCAAAGGCCAACCAAUGAUGUUCAUGCAAGAAGUCUGUCUUCCUCAAUUUUAUGAAUAAAACAAUGACAUCCACUAAGUGUACUAGUUAUAAUGAAGGGAAGACAGAAUGCAAAAUACUGGCAAAUGACAGUUUUAUUCUCUUCCCUAUUCCCCCUCCUCUUUUUUUUUCCUUUGUAAUGUUUCUUGAUAAGUUACGGUCUCUCAUAUUUUGGCUACUUGCUUUUACUUUCUUCAGGCUAUUCAAUAUUUGUGGUAAAGGGUGACCUUCCAGAUUGUGAGGCUGACCAGUUACUGCAAAUGGUUCGGGUGCAGCAGAUGCAGCGGCCAAAAUUGAUUGGGGAAGAGACACUGCAAUCAAGAGAUCAGAGGUAAGGUAAAUAAAAACUUGUAUUUUAAUCAGUGUUGAGCGUUGGCUGUGAGUAACAUUGAACUCUGAAAGUAAGCAAGGAAAUACAGUAAGAGAUAACAACUACCCUUUUGUAGCAGGAGUGAGAGUAAUUCGAAACAUCUUUCUCUCUGCCUGCUUUUAUCUGCAAAACUCCUUUGUGUAGGCUAGAGAUGAACUCUUAGCUUCCUUGUCCCUGAGUGUUCACUUGCCACUUCUUCCAACUUCAUGGCUGUUGUCCUCCACAAUACUAAAUAGGACGUAUAUUUCCCUAUGCCACCUUAUCAGUGGGAAGGUUGUAUAAGAACAAGAAAAGGUACAGGCAGCCCCCCAUUGAAGUGUGUUCAAUAUGUGUCUGACCAUGUAUAUGUGCAUCGCACCAAACCCAGAAGUAACCCAGAAACGUAAUAAAAGAUGCCCCUAAGAAGGCGGAAUGGGGGCAGAGUAGGUAGUGGGGGCAGAAUGGGUGUUUGCAGGCUUUUUGAAUUACAUGGAAGUGUGCUAUGACACAGAACACAAGCCCCACGCAAAUCAGGGGUUGCCUAUAUAUCAAAUUUGGAAUUACAAGUUUUACAUUAUGUCUGUAUAGUGCAUUGCUGGGGGUGAGGGAAACUUCAUUUAUAUAGAAACCCUAAAGAGCAUGCUUCCCUAGGUUUAUAGCUAUCCAUUUGAAUGCAAAUCUACCAAGGAUUCCAAGCAAAGAGAGCUGUUCCAAAGAGCCCACCCAUGAUAAUAUUCACCACCUUUCCUCCUGCCACACCUCUGUUGAAAGGCAUCCUCAAUUAUUAGAUUCAUACUAACCAUAUUCCGUAUCUUAAGUCAGCAAAGCAUUUUGAGCUCCGCUUACCUGUUUAGCAGGUUUCCAGAAUGGCAAAACAACACUUAUCUUUGACUACAUAAAUGCCGUCAGUUGUGACUCAUAAAGAAAUGAAUGCUGUCACUAUGAUGGAGAAAACCUAACUCAGUUAACCAAAGUGUAGUGCAGUUUAAUAGGUGUGUGGCAACACUGCCUAACUUGGUGGAGGGAGUGCCUGCCUCUUCCAGAAUUAUUGACGUGAAGAAAACCCCAUUCCCUGUUAUCCUCAAUUGUUAUGUUAGAGCGGGCUAGAGCUGGGAAUGCAGUUUGAGAGUUAUUUUGAUACUUAGCAUGCUUUUAUUCAAAAUAGCUCCAUCAGAUUCUUCAUGUUGUUUUCUACUCUUCCUACUGUUGUAUGUGCUAUUGGGGGGGGGGGGAAUAGAUAAGUUUGAAUCUUUUUUUAAAAAAGAUCUUAAAUGUUUUCCCCACUGCUUUGAAAAUGUGGUAGAACUUGAAAUCAUUGACGUUAGAGUGAAGCCAUUUUUAACUUUGUAAUCCUUGCAGGGUACAAAAAACAGACCUCGAACCAGCUGUAGAUGUUAAUCCUCCCUUUGAUGGUACAGGCAUGUUAGAUGAAGAUGAAGAGAAUUUCCAAAAAGCACUUGCUCUCAGCAGACAGGAAAUAGAUAUGGAGGAUGAAGAAGCAGAUCUCCGUAGGGCCAUUCAACUUAGUAUGCAAGGUAAAAUGCUCUUUUAGAUUGCCGCCCCUGGAAUGCCCCCUCCCUGUAGACCCAGCUGUCACCAUCCUUUUUAAAAUAAUUUAAUCAACAAGCAAGACUUUUUUAUUCUCUGAAGACUUUCAGUGGGUGAUUGGUGGUGGUUUUUAUUUUUUUAUACUGCUAAUUUUUUUAGGAGGAAUUUGGAUGAUAAACCACUGAAAAACUGUAAAUAGAAGAGUAGAAAAUUAAAAUCAUUUUAAAUUUAAUCUGCUGUAUCCCAGUAAUGGUGUAUGUGCAUGUUUUAAUUUUAGGAGGUGGCCUUAGAAGUGGUUUCCCAGAUUCUUGCACACAAAACGUGCCACAUUCAUCUGCUACAAGCCACUCUGAAUCUCUUACAUCAGAAGAGCUGCGGCGGAGAAGACAGGCCUAUUUUGAAAAGUAAUGUAGACACUGCAAAGUGGGAUUUGUUCGUAGCAGUCCCAGAAGUAUUUCAUUACUUGGCCAUUGCAUUAAGUAAUACCAGUGUUUUACUGGUAUCUCUAACUCCCUCUCCUGGGCCUCAUCACAUUUGAUUGAUUUAUGAUCAGUUAAUUUAUUCAAGACUAUUUUCACAUCAGUGGUUGUCUAGUAAAUGCUUCCUCAAUUCUGUAGAUGUCUCGAUUACUUUGUAAAAACAUUCGGGUGGGUAGCUGUGUUCGUCUGCUGCAGCAAAAAUAACAGUGUGUUGCUUUUGAUUCAUUUUAUUCUUGGUUGUGGCACAGGAUUGGGCUAGGUUUUUCCAUCCUGCCUAAUAAAUAUUUUAGAAUUGGGUAGAUAUUUCUUUUUAAAAUGUAUAUAAUUGACUAUCAAAAAAAAGCACUGCUACAGCUCAUCACUCUUUGUUAGGUCAGUACUUUACAAUCUUAACACAAAUACUGUUCCAUUACUGAAAAGGAAAAUGAAGCAAACUAAGGGUUUGCAUCUGAUGUCACACAAGCAGAAUUCUGUUCCAAAAGGUCCCCCAAAGCCCUGGGGCAGAUUUGGAGGGGGGGAAGCAGGGGGAGGAUGGGAAGAAGAUGUCCUGUUGCACAAGCAGAGGUCUGCGAAUGGGAAAUCUGUUCCACUCAGGCAACAGCAGCAUUGAAUGAAACUCUUAAAGCCAAGAUGGGAAGGCAAUGACCAACGCGGGUAGCAGACCUUUAUAACAUUGCCAAGGGCAGAUCUUGCUGUGAGUGUUAUUUAAACUGGUAUGUAUGUGAAUGAAUAUUUACCCUUACUUUACAACAUCACAGAACUUGUUUAGUCAAAAUUAGAACUGCAUAUUUAGAUUCCACUUUUAAAACUAUUAUUGACUGUUCUAGACAGCAGCAGUUGCAUCAGCAAGUUCAGAACCCAGGUUUCCAUGAUGCACCAGUUACAAAUUCAAAUACACUGGUCACCGAUCCAGGUAUUACUUUCCGUCUAUCAUAUUACCAUAUAUGUGUUACCUUACUGUUCUGCCUACUGUUUUCUACAUGAUGUUUUCAGAUGUCAAGGAAAAAACAAUUAUCUGACUUUUAGAAGACAUCUGAAGGCAGCCCUGUUUAGGGAAGUUUUUAAUGUUUGAUGUUUUAUCGUGUUUUUACUAUUCUGCUGGGAAGCGCCCAGAGUGGCCAGAUGGGUGGGGUAUAAUAAUAAUAAUAAUAAUAAUAAUAAUAAUAAUAAUAAAAUAAUAAAAUAAUAAUAAUCCUUUCUAACUUGGUGGGUCAUCAUUUCAGUCUUGACUUGGGAAGAUUUGGUAUAGCUAUCUGUAUAGUUUAGCAAGUGAAUGAAUGAUACGGUGCAUGUUUGUGUAUUUUCUACUAACUGCCUAGCCUCGUGUUUUAGUCAAUCAAGAGGCAAUCUAGAGCAAUGACUAACUCAUCAUUAGCUGUGACUGCAGGUGCAUCUAUAAAGAAUGCAAAAAGGAGAAACUAGUUAUCAGAAGUGCCAACUGUGAAUAUUUGCUGUAGCUCAACACAUUUCAGAACUGAAGUUCUUCAGGAACAAUCUAGAGAGAAUCAAAACUGUAAAAGACAACUAUUGAUGUGUAAACAAAAUACUAUUCAAACUGUUUGAAAUCUUAGAGAUAUAUACAGUUGUACCACGGAUGUCGAAGGGAAUCCGUCCCGGGAGUCCGUUCAACUUCCGAAACGUUCGGCGACCAAGGCGCGGCUUCCGAUUCGGAACCCGCAUAACCCGCCUUCGUAAACUGGAACACUCACUUCCGGGUUUGCGGCGUUCUGGAGCCAAAACGUUCGACUCGCAAGGGGUAUGACUGUAGUUACCGAAAAAAGCCAUCAUUUAAGAGCAGUGUAACAAAACAAUACAAAUUGUUAGAACUACAUUAACAGGCUCUUCAGUUCUGACAUGCAUUGAUUACUAGUUGGCACUUUGGAUAACUAGUUUCUCCUCUUACUUUUUUUUGGGGGGGGGGGUUUGCAGCCAUAAAACAUAAUGGGGUUGCUGACAGUAUACUAACACCAGUGAGGGCCCAGAGUACCCCAGCCAUACAUGCUGUUUAAUCUCCAGAGCAAGCAAGUCUGAUUUCUUUCUUCAUGCCACAUUAUAGGGAAGAAACUGAUAUGGAGCACUAUUUCUUGGAAUUCUCCAUAUUCUAUUUGUUGGAUCAAGACAAGUGCAAGUCGUUAUUGAUCUUCUUGUUACAUGCUCAGUAGCCAGGAUAACUCUUCCACCCCCACCCUCUAGCAGAUGGGUGCAUGCUGAAAUUUUUUUUAAAAAACUACACUGCUAUUAAGAACUGAGCAUUUUAUCAGGGAAAAGGUAUAAUGAAGUCAGUAAAAUCUAAAAAGAGAAACGACAUAUACAUUUCCCCUUUUCAUAGCUGUAUUUUAGAACCUAAUGCAUUUUAUCUUCUAUUUUGCCAGGAGGUGAUAUGAGUGAAGAGGAUAUGCUUCAGGCAGCUAUGAAUAUGUCCUUGGAAACUGUUAGAAACAGCUUGAACACAGAAGAAAAGAAAUGACAAAAAUUCCUAGUUUUAUUUUAUCGAAACACUAAAUCCUGUAUUGAUCCUAUGCGGGUGGUAUAAAGGUAGGGUUCAUUUCACUGAUGUACCAAAGCAGGAUAUAGCCCUAAAGCCUAUGGGGCUGAGGAUCAGAAUUAAAAGUCAAUUGCAUAUAAUAAAAAUAAAGUCUUCUCACCUCAAGGUUUUAGUUCCCCAUGCCACUAGUUCUAAUCAAGAUUGUAGAUUUGCUGCACGUGAGCAAAAGGAUUAUCAGUUUGUUCUAAAAUCUCAACUCACCUUCCUGAUCCAUAGAUGUUCAGGGUAAGUUAGUGAUUCCUUCAAAUAGUUGUAUGGGGUAGCAGCCCUGUUCAGUUGUGAUGGCGUAUUCAUGCGGGUUUCUGCACAGCAAAAUCAACUGUACCCAGUUACACAGAGGUCCAGUCCUGAGGCUUUUCUGUUGGGAUGCUAGCCAGCAUUGGGUGACACCUGCAGCUUCAUCGGCUCACGUACAUGCCUUAAGGCAUUCCAAACACCUCUGUAUUUUGGAUAUUUUAAGCCUAUAUAAAUAUAAUUUGCCUUUCACUUCUGAAAGAUAUUUCUGUUACACAGUUUUUUAAAAGGGGAAAGUUGGCUUGUAUUCUCAGUCCUUCUUACGCAAACUAUUUUAAUAGACGAAAUUAAAUAAAGUUAUUUUACCAGUAUAAGAAAAGAUGCAAAAAAAAAGGUCUGGUUCCAGAACUGAAUUUUGAUUGUUUUAAGGACUGCAAGAGAUACAAACUAACAAGCCCAUCUUGCAUCUUUUUCAACUGUAAAUACUUUUCCUUUUUUUUGGAGGAGGAAAGGGAACGUUUUCAUUUAUUAUACUCUUUCUGCUAAAUUUUGGGCAGUUCUGCCCUCAAUGCACUGUUUUAGCACUCUGAUUCCCUGAACAUUGGUUGAAUAGCUGAAGUAACAAGUUGUGGAGCAUAUUUCAGAACCGGUUACUUUAAUUCCUAUUCUGUUACAUGGGAAUUGUUUUCUGAUCCCUCGUUUUAUCCUUUCUCCCCGUUCCUGUGCUUCUAUACAAGUGUUAGACUGGAUAAGCAAAAGAAACUGCCUUACAUUGAGUUAAACCAUCGGUCUAUUUAGUCCAGUUACCAUCCCCUCUGACUGGCAGUGGGUUCUUCAAGGACUCAAGCAGAGGUCUUUUCCAUCCCUGCUACCUGAGUUUCUUUUAACUGGAAAAACCUGGGGUUAAACCUGGGACUUUCUGCAUGCAAAGCAUGUACUCUGCCACUAAGCUAAGGCCUUCCCAGAAUUCCAGGCUUCUUUUUUAGGAGUAAAGAAGAUGAGGAAACAUUUUAAUGCCAUGACUUCAGUGCCACCUGUAUACCUGCUUUCUGAAAUGAACCCUGCAUGGUUACCUAUGUGUUAAGAAUGGAUAUUCAUAAAUGAAUGUGUGUGGGUGUGUGCUCUAUCAGAUGUUAAUGAAUGUCCUCUACCUGUAAGAUUUUUGCCGCUUUUCAUGAAUGGCCUUUGUUCAUGCACCUUACAGUUUUUUUUCUAUCGUCGUGUCUGUUACUGAGGAAAAUGGGGGAGCAAACUUAGAGCUUUUUUUUUUAUUCUGUUAGUUGAGGUAUACAAGAGUACUACGGGAGGAUGACCACAUUUGGCAUUCUGUAUUACAAAAAAACAGUUUUAACAUUUUUAUUUUUAUUUUGUAAAUGGUGCUUUAAGCAUAUAUUAUGUUUACAUAUGUAUCUUAUGGCUAUGGUCUUGGGAUGUUUACAGUGUUCAGACUGUAUACUCUGCUUAAACCAUAGGCAUUUGCCAGGUAUACCAAGAAAAAUAUUGCAAAACCUAUUGUUAAUUUCUUUUGAUAAUGUUUUCAAAAUUAAUUAUAUUAUUGCACCAUCUUGAAGUGUCAUCCUUAGCUACUGAAUGAUAGAUAACUGUAUGCAAAUAUAUGGUACGACAAAGGAAUACAUUACAAAGAAGAACACUUGGAUUUUGAUAAUGUUUGUUUACAACAGUGAGCUUUAGAUGCUUGGCUAGUUAUAGAAGCUGAAUCCCAUUUAUCUUACUUGCAUGCUUCAUGUUUUGUUGAUCUCUCUAAAAACCAUUGCAUAAGUAUGGAUAAUGGGAUUUGGCCCUGAGGGUAAGCAUUGCUUUUAAGAAUGCAUCUAGCUUUACCAUUUCCAUAAAAUUAAGGCAACACUGUUUUGCGCUACACAAUUUACUUGAUUUAUUAACAGGAGGAAAUUAGCUUGCCAAACUUAAUGCACAGUCAUUGUUUUUAAAACUUCUGCACCAUUAGUUACAUAAAGCUGUCUGCAUUGAUUUUUUGUUUUUGCUUUUAAGGUAUUACUUGAAAACAAAUAUGCGAAUGGAUUCAUAUAAAACAUGAAAUCAUACCAGUCUGUAAAAAUGAUGAUUUUUUUUCCUUUGUACUUUUCCAAUAAAUCGUGUUCUUUUGAACAAGUUGAAUCUGUUGGAAUUUAGGGCCACUUUUUUUCAAGAUACUUUUACUUGAGUGCAUAUAUCCCAAGAACAAAAUAUACAUGGACCACAUCAAUUAUGGAAGGUGUGCAGAGGUUUCUAAAUCUACCUUUCCAUUUAGAAUACACCAAAGAUGGAGGUCUGUUGUUGCAUAAUUUAUAGAGUACAGCUGUGGUUCAAACUUACACACACCUUAAAAAUGGAUGCUGUACAUGUAUUUGUGUAGCCUUUAGUUAUUUUGAAACACAAGACUUCUUUAUAUGGAAACAAGACUCCCAAAAACUAGCUUUAAAAUGCUUUUGAAAGGCAUGGUAGCAGCCCCUGACCUUGAUAUGCUGCUCCUAAGGGUUAUAUUAAUGGAAAGCUUUGAGCCUUGUUCAUUUUAGUUUAAAAAUCUUACAUGAACUCUCUCCAUGAGUUUGGACUGCAGUUUAUGAACAAAACCUGUUGUCCAGUAAUGUCAGUGUCAGAACUACCUGAAGCAUGGGAAACAUUGAAUGUAUCUUCUGUUCAUUUCAUAGCCUAAUUUCCAUAUUAGGGGAAUGCAGAAUCCAGUUCUGGCAGGAAGGUAAACAAAUUUCUUUCAAAGCUUCUAAUGUUAAGCUGAUAUGUAUUGGAUACUUGUCUUCACAUUCCAGCCAGGUUCUGCAUUAACUUUACUAGGCUUUUUGAUUCAGCCAUCUUUUCUCUUAAUCCUGCUGAGCACCACCAGCACAUUCAUUAUCUUCAAAACCAGAAUUAAGUCAGCAGAGUGUGUGUUGGGGUGUGCGUAUGCAACUUCUGUAACUAAAUAAGUUGAUAAUGUGUGCAGCGUUCCUCGACAACCCUGUUGAAGACAGUCUCAUUUUGAGAGAGGGAGCAGGUGGCACUGUGAUCUAAAGCACAGAGCCUCUUGGGCUUGCCAGUCAGAUCAGAAGGUCCGCAGUUUGAAU
Molecule: messenger RNA, 20044 nt
Organism: Podarcis lilfordi (Lilford's wall lizard)
Lineage: Eukaryota; Metazoa; Chordata; Lepidosauria; Squamata; Lacertidae
Source: the annotation of a GenBank genome assembly